Molecule: messenger RNA, 1783 nt
Organism: Cannabis sativa
Lineage: Eukaryota; Viridiplantae; Streptophyta; Magnoliopsida; Rosales; Cannabaceae
Product: arogenate dehydratase/prephenate dehydratase 2, chloroplastic
Exons: 12
Coding region: 98-1282 (394 amino acids)
Biological process (GO): L-phenylalanine biosynthetic process
Cellular component (GO): chloroplast; cytoplasm
Molecular function (GO): prephenate dehydratase activity; arogenate dehydratase activity
Source: RefSeq, a predicted model, not a curated record
CAUAAUAAAAUUAAAUUAAAUUAAAACCCUUUUACUUCAUUUUCCAUAACAAACCUCUCUCUCUCCUUUUUCUCUCUCUAACCUUCAUUCCACAUCCAUGGCGGCGUCCACCACAGCACCGCCACCUUCACCUUCCACAGCUCGAUCCCCAUUAUCUUCUUCACUAUUUAAAUUCUCCUCUUUCAAUCACGCCCCCACACCAAUCUCUCUGCAUUUCCCCAAACGACGACGUGCCAUCCCUCUUCUGAUAUCGGUACGCGCCGAAUGCGGCGGAAAUGAACGGAACCGCCUCUCCGGUGGUGGGGCUCUUCAGUUACAGGGUCUCUCUGAAGACGUUGUUUCCAAGGACCUGCAUUCUCUUCCGAGGCCGUUGUCUUCGAGUCAGUUAUCUCGUUCUGUAUCCGAUGGAUCUCGUCUUCGUGUGGCUUACCAGGGUGUUCGUGGGGCGUAUAGUGAGUCGGCUGCAGAGAAGGCGUACCCAAAUUGUGAAGCAGUGCCUUGUGAACAGUUCGAUACCGCUUUUGAAGCAGUUGAGCGAUGGCUUGUGGACAGAGCAGUUUUGCCAAUUGAGAAUUCAUUAGGUGGAAGUAUACACCGAAACUAUGAUCUUUUACUUCGCCACAACUUACAUAUUGUAGGGGAAGUGAAAUUCGCAGUCCGGCAUUGUUUACUAGCCAAUCAUGGUGUUCAACUUGAGGACUUGAAACGAGUGUUAAGCCAUCAACAGGCUCUUGCUCAGUGUGAGCACACAUUAACAAGGUGGGGUUUGAUCAGAGAAGCAGUGGAUGACACUGCUGGUGCGGCAAAGCAUGUUGCUUUCCACGAAUUAAAAGAUACUGGAGCAGUUGCUAGCUCAGCGGCUGGGGUUAUCUAUGGUUUGAAUAUACUUGCCGAAGAUAUUCAGGAUGAUUCAGAUAAUGUUACUCGUUUUCUUAUGCUGGCAAGAGAGCCUAUCAUUCCAGGCACAGACCGACCAUUCAAGACAAGUAUAGUUUUCUCACUUGAAGAAGGCCCUGGAGUUCUUUUCAAGGCUCUUGCUGUUUUUGCUCUACGUCAAAUUAACCUUACUAAGAUUGAGAGUCGUCCCUUGCGAAAAGAAGCCUUUCGAGCAGCUGAUGAUAACAACAAUGGUCCAAAAUACUUUGACUAUCUUUUCUACGUGGAUUUUGAAGCAUCUAUGGCUGACCAAAAUGCACAGAAUGCGCUUAGGCAUUUACAUCAGGAGUUUGCUACAUUCAUGCGGGUGCUUGGAAGUUAUCCGGUUGACACAAGCAUGCCAUGAACGUCGUUUUUCUUUGCAGAAUAUUCAGCAUUGAAGAAAUAUCCACCACUGAUUUUGACCUGUUGCAAAUCAUUAUUUCAAGACUCGAAAUUCGGAAGAAUCUCAGCCGUGUAAACACCGAUACAUAAAGAAUGGUUCGGUAGUUGCAUAUGCAGGGGCUUCAGUCUAGUCAUUUUUACGGUUGGGAAUGUUGCAGGGUUGGUCUGUCUGUUCUUUUCAACUAUAUUUAGUUAGCCAUGUAAUUACUAGGACGAGUUCAGUUCAGUCUAUCAGAAAAUUUUUGUAGCUCCAACCAUACAAAGUUCUUUCAUGUCCUUUUUUUUUAACUUUAUAUCCUUUCAUUGUUGUUUGUGUAAUAUUCUCUGUGUGUUAGCUUAUACACAUUUAUAGAGAUGAAAAUUGUUGUGAAUCUGUCAUUUACUUGUAAUAACAGUUUACCUGAAUGAAUGUUCAUGGAAUUUUCAGAGACCAUAUUUCAAAUUAAAUGAUUUUUUUUGGGUA